UCGAACCAGAACCAAAUUUAGAUAACGAUAAGGGAGAGAGAGGGGGGUGAAGGGGAGCGGAGAUCUUAAGUGUUAUGUGCUGCAGGUUAUCGCAGGAGCAUCGUAAUAUCUGUUAGAUGAGAUGGAGAGUGUUCGUGCGUGAGUCGGUGUGUCUGCGUGUCUCGGCAAGCCAAGACUCCAGGGCGGUCGGUCAGUCCCUGCUUGGAGUUCGAACGUAUUGGAUAUAAGAAACACCGUGUCACUGCAGGACAUAUUUGACUCACCAGUAACCUACCAGACCUCCCUCCCUCCCCCCACCCCCGCCCUUUCAGCCUUCCACGGCACCAGCCCUUCCCAAGCUUGCCAGACCGCAACGAUGGACCACAAGAUGAAAACCACCUCGUCGGUCCGGUCUUUCGCACUCAGAACCUUGGCUUUAGGAACCAUCAUGCUCGCGGGGGCAGUCAGUGGGUACGUCCUGACUGCUGUCCUGCUCGUGUGCGCAUCGACUCUCCUUCUGCGCUACCUUCAGAAGAAGCACUCUCACUGGAGGAGAAUGGGGGUUCCAUCGCCUCCCGCGAGCCUUGUGGUGGGACACACGCUCCGGAGGUUAGGCCUCUCCGUUCCUUUUAUGAAGUUCUUCGACGAAAUGUACAACGACUAUAACGGUUGUGAUUUCUGCGGUUAUUACGACUUCCUGAAGCCGGGUCUCUUCGUUGGCAACCCCGAGCUCAUCAAAAGUAUCCUCGUCAAGGACUUCGAGCAUUUCAGCGAUCGCAGGACCUUCGAUCUGGGCAAGGUGAACCCGAUCGCCAACGACAUGCUCACCAACGCCACGGGAGCUCACUGGCGUCUGAUCAGGAGCGUCGUGUCCCCAGCCUUCACCGCCACCAAGACGCGGCGCCUCCUCCCGCUCAUCACGCAGAGGGCGGCGCACCUCACGCGGCUGGCGGCGGACGAGGCCACGAAGGGAUCCGUGGAGGCACGUGCUCUCUGCGGGCGCUACACCAUGGACAGCAUAGCCUCGUGCGCCUUCGGGAUCGAGUGCGACGCCCUGAGCUCGGAGGCCGCCACCUUCCCCAAAAUGGCCGCCAAGAUCUUCCAGCUGUCGCCUAUCAGGGCUCUUAAGAUCGUGACCCUCCUCGUGGCGCCCAAACUUGCCCAGAUCGUGCACAAACUGGGCAUCGACUUCACCAGCCCCGAAUUCCACUUCUUCAGGCACGUGGUGAGUCACACACUGCGCAUGCGUGAGGAGAGCGGUAUUCGAAGAGGGGAUUUUCUCGACCUCAUGAUGGAGACCAAAGCCAAUGGAAAAGAAGGAUUAUCUGACAACACCAUGGCGGCACAAGCUAUCCUCUUCCUUCUCGCUGGCUAUGACAACACUGCAAAUACGCUGUCAUUAGCUCUCUUUCUGUUAGCACAUCACCCAGAGAAGCAGGCUGCGCUAAGGAGGGAACUGGCUUUCGCUAAAUCAGGGAGUGGAGGAGAGCUGACCCACGACCAAAUCAUGGAAUUGCCUUACCUCGACGCCGUAGUGAGUGAGACCCUCCGCCUGUACCCGGCUGCCCCUGUUAUCGAGCGGAUCUGCACCAAGCAGUACACGAUCGGCGGAACUUCGGUAACCUUGGAGCGAGGUCAACCAGUGAUCAUUCCCGUAUGGAACAUCCAUCGUGACCCCCGGUACUGGCCUGACCCUUUGACCUUCAGACCAGAGCGGUUCGUGGGUCGAGCGCGGGAGACCAUCGUUCCGUAUUCCUAUCUUCCUUUUGGUCAGGGGCCGAGGAGUUGCAUAGGUUUAAGAUUCGCCUUGUUGGGGAUAAAAGUCGGUCUCCUACAUAUUCUGACGGCGAUGGAGGUGAGAGAGAGCCCCUCCUCCGUCUACCCAGUGCCCCUCGACCCCAAAGUCCUCACCCUCCAGCCCAAGGACGGUAUCUACAUCGACCUCAAGCCCUUGGAAGCUGGAAUCCACAGUGCCGUCAAGGAGGAGAUGGUUAGAUAUCCACCUUCAAAUUCUUAUGACCAUGGACUUCUUCGGGAGCUCGAGAUGUUUUAUGCGACGGAAGAAUCAAAUAUGGAGGUUAAAACUUCCUGAGGGCUUCUCUAAAUUAUAGUGCUAAUUUUUCGGAAAAAAAAAUUGUCGAUAUCAAAUAUUUUAUACUGAAAGUUGCAUAUCUUCGUGUAUGAUACCAGGAAUUUAUGGUGUAAAUGACGUUAUUUUUGUAGUUCCUAAAAUAUUUUAAUGUUUGAAUUAUUGUGUCGUUAUUUGUAUUUUGAAUCAAACUUGUUCAGUGACAUUGAGCGCGAUGCAGACACGUAAUAUUGUUAAUAUGUUUCAUUUUUGUAGAAUAACCAUGACCAUGAACUAUCCUCGAUAAAUAGAAAAAAACAGGGAAGCAUUGUGAUUCUUAAUUAUCUAAUCAAAUAUAAAUCAGAAAAGCUGUUAAUUUACAUAAUCUUUACUUGCGUUACCCCCUUCACUGCAGACAUCGUCAGUAUUUUUUUUAUUAUUAUUUUUUUUAAUACAAAAGUCCCUUCUUUCCACACAUUUUUUUAAAUAAUAAAAAAGUUCUUAUACUUAUAACAAUGUUAUAGUCAUAUGGUUUAAGCCAUCGUUUGUAAUUAAUAUCAAGUGUUGUAUAUUAAAUUAUCAAAGUCCGAGAGUUUUAUACAUGUCACUGCCAUAUAAAAAAUAAAUUCCUUUGUACAUAUAAAAGUAAUUGGAAACAUCGCUCAAAAGACAAAUAUUUUUGUUAGAUAUUUAUAUUUAUUUAUAAUAUUUAUUAAAUAAAGAUAUUUAUUGUUUUAAUGUGUACUUUAUUCAUUACCAUUUGUAUACGUUUUCCUAAAUAUCAAAACUAUACAACCUACAUUACAUUUAUCCUCAGCUUACUAAAUAAGGAAGGUAAUCAGCUGAUCCUUAUCCAUGCUGCUGCUUACACUGAACCCAUAUCCAUAAAUUUCUUCUCUUUUUGAAGUAAUAACUGAAGGAAAGAACAACCUUAAGAGAGGGAAAGUCGAUUAUCUGCCUCCAUACUUAAAGAACUGAUGGAAAAGACCUAAAUGCAUUUUUAUUUUAUUGAUUUGUAAACAUAUAUGAAAAAAAUUAAGACAUUUGGUUAUGCAAGAUUUAAACUCCAAUUAAACUUGUAAGCAUAUGAUGAACAAAGAAUAUAUAUUUCUGCAUUGUUGAAUGCAAUGAAACUCACACCCUCAGCUCUUGUUUUUGUUCUACAACAAUGUCAAAAAAAACAUAAGGAAAAAUAACAAAACUUUAUUUUCAUUCAAAGAAUUUAUAUUUACAUUAUUUUGAGAAUAAAAAGGCCUGUAAACUUUUUUUAAAAACAUUUAUAAUCACAGACUCAAAUAAUCCAAUUAACACUAAUGUUCCAUCUAUCAAGCAAUGGAACAAAUCUAACUGAUAUUCCCACCAAAUUUUAUACAUAGCCUCCCACUACAUAAUAAUCCUAUAGUUUAAUACGAACACGGCUGCAUAUGACUUGAUUAUGCAGGAACUUAUGUACAAAUAAACACUUUGCUACAUUUUUUAAUACCAUUCUGAUAUACAAUAAACAUUUCAUAACAGUCAACACAUUUCAGGAACAUUUCACUUUCAGUAUCAAGCUACAUUUUAAAUUUAUAUUUCUCCAGUUCCUGACUGUUAAAUAUCAACAAAAUGGUAACAAAUGCAUUUCAUAAACUCUUCAAAGGAUACCUUUCUUGUAACGCUAACAUCAACCUCUCCAAGUUAAUUAAUUUUUUUUUCUUUUAGUCUCCAUAAUAAAAUAAUAUUCCAAAAAGAAAAACAAAUUAAAAUAUCUAUUAGCAUUCCCUUUCUUUUUUGUUUAGAUAUAUCCAACAUUUCUCUGUCUCACAACUGUUAAAACAAAUUAACUAACUAAUGGUCAUGUGAGUAUUCAAAUAACCACAAAAAAAAGUUUCUACAACACUAUUAUAUCAAAUGAAAUAAAAUAAAAAAUUACAAACUCUCUUCAUUACAUUACACUUUAAACACUCAGAAGAGAAUAUACAUAUAUAUAUGCACUGAUUAACAUAACAUCUGGGGGUGCCAAACUCUGUAGCAUCUCAAUGAAAUAUCAUAUAACAAACUUGGUUAGUUCCUUUGAAGUUAUAAAGCUACUGUGGCCUUGUGGAUAACUUCCCUUGGAAGAACUAAUGAUACAUUAAUAUAUGUUAAUGACAAGAGAAGUAAUUCUGACAUAGAUUUUAUCUCCAGGAAGUUUUGCUAACAAAUGAAUUAAUCAAGAAAUGUAUUAAUAUUACUUCCAAUUAAGAUCAACAUUUAGAUGUUAUCACAACAUGAAUAAUGUUUAUUAUAAUACAAUAGCAAUAAUAAUUACAGAUAAAUAAUGAAGUCGGCCCACUCUCAAACAAGACCUCCCCAAUCAAACAACCAGAAAAUAUAUAUCUACAGACAGAAAUGUAUAAUUUUGGCUGACGGUACGUCUUAAUGAUGAAUGUAGAAUGAUUAUAAUCAUAAUUAGAACUACAGUGAAUGCAAUACUAAUGACAAGGAUGAUUAAUGACAAUAAAUCAUGACAGUGAUGAUGAUAAUUGUAAAGCCAGGGGCAAUGACAAACGGGGUAAAAAUAAAAAUAUUUCUUUAAAGAAAAAGAAAAAGAAAAAAACAUUGCUGAUUUUUUCUUCCAUGACCCAAAAGCAAAAAAAGAAUAACCAGAAAUGCAUAAAGGAUAAUAACAAAUGCAGUCUAGUCUUACAUGCCACUAACAUAUACAGUAUUUGUUGUGUAGACAAAUCCUUUAUGUAUAAAUAUGCCUAUAAUCUGAACACCUACAGAUUCUAAUCGUUAAUAUCUGGAAUAUGUAUUUUGUAUUUGUCUGUGGAAAUGUUUUUUCUUUGUUGCAUCUAAAUACUUCUGCUAGUUUUCAGAGACUGAGAUCUUAUAACAUUGAAUAAUCUUCUGUGAACCAGCAAUAACCUAAUUUGGAAUAUGAAUCUCAAAUGACACUUCCAUUUUAUGCUUGCAAAUAUGGUUAUGCAAUUAAAAUUAUAUAUACACCCUAAAUAUUGAAAAAUCAUCAGGUCAAAGCAAUGGAAUGUAAAGAUGCUUCUGGAAUAAUAAAUAUGGAAUAAGUUUUUUUUCAUUUUAAUUUGCCUAAUGUGAAAUACUGAUUAAAUAUGUUCUGCCUAUUACUAUGAAAUAUAAUAGUUAUUGGUCUGUACGCAUGAUCACCCCCCCCCCC
Molecule: messenger RNA, 5201 nt
Organism: Penaeus chinensis
Lineage: Eukaryota; Metazoa; Arthropoda; Malacostraca; Decapoda; Penaeidae
Product: probable cytochrome P450 6a13
Exons: 10
Coding region: 356-2071 (571 amino acids)
Molecular function (GO): monooxygenase activity; heme binding; iron ion binding
Source: RefSeq, a predicted model, not a curated record